Molecule: messenger RNA, 945 nt
Organism: Sphenostylis stenocarpa
Lineage: Eukaryota; Viridiplantae; Streptophyta; Magnoliopsida; Fabales; Fabaceae
Source: the annotation of a GenBank genome assembly
AUGUUCUUGUUGACCUUAACAAACCUUAGGUUCUUUUACGUUUGGAUUUCUCUCACUUCCUUAAUGGCACACUCUUUGGCAUCUCAUGGGGUCAAUGAGUACCAACAAUGUGGGGUUGAGGAGGAAGAUGGUUCACAAAGUACUAAUGGGCGUAGCAAUGAUUCAGCUUCAGCCAUAACUCAUUCUCCUCCUCUAUGUGGCAUUGGCAAUGAGUAUGUUCACAAGAGGACACGUAACCAACUUGAAGAAGCAGAAUCUCUGAUUAAUUUCAAAGCCAAUGAGUUCAGUAACCUCAUGCAAGGUAGUGAGUCUUUUCUUAGCUUUCAGCAGAGUUGGCUGUUUUCUAAAGAGAGUAAUUUGCACGAGGGUUAUAACCAAUGGAACCAUGUUAGUCCCAAAAACACCACAGACAUGCGCCUAGUCCAAGAUUUCAGUUGCUCUGAAACUGCUACUUGUUAUAGCUCCAUAUUCAAUGGUGCAAAAGAGAAACAACAUGGUGAAAGUUCAUCUUCUGGGUGGCUAUACUCAGAACCAAAUGUCCCUAGUGAUAGCCUGAAUGAGUCAGCAGCAAAAGAGUUGAUCUUGAGAAAGCAUUCUUUUAUGGGAGAGAACAUGCAAGCUGCUAGUGCCAAGAAGCAAUGCACAACUGCAAGUAAAGCAACAAAACCAAAGUCAAACCCAUCCAAGGAUCCUCAAAGUGUUGCUGCCAAGAAUAGAAGAGAGAGAAUAAGUGAGCGGCUUAAGAUACUCCAAGAACUGGUCCCUAACGGCUCCAAGGUUGAUUUGGUCACCAUGCUGGAGAAAGCAAUUAGUUAUGUGAAGUUUCUUCAGUUGCAAGUGAAGGUGUUGGCAGCUGAUGAAUUUUGGCCUGUCCAAGGUGGAAAAGCCCCAGACAUUUCUCAAGUAAGACAAGCCAUUGAUGCCAUUCUUUCAUCUCAAAGAUGA